AUGUGCCGAGGUGGCAGAAUAUCACGCUUACACUGCGAGCGCUUGAUCCAAAUGCUCACAGCGGGACCUUGUUACGGGGAACUGCUUCGGGUAGGGCAUGAUUCAAAAUGA
Chondrus crispus (carragheen) is the source of this 111-nucleotide messenger RNA. RefSeq lists its product as hypothetical. Lineage: Eukaryota; Rhodophyta; Florideophyceae; Gigartinales; Gigartinaceae. The transcript has a single exon. The record is from RefSeq and is a predicted model, not a curated record. Bases 1 to 111 code for a protein of 36 amino acids.